AUGUCUAUUCGUACUGCCGCUGGAAAAUCCCGCGCUCUUAGGAUCGCUGUCAUUCCUGGAGAUGGUAUCGGUCAGGAGGUUAUGCCGGAAGGUUUAGCUUGUUUACGUGCUGCGGCCGACAAAUUCAGCAUUGACAUCGAGCUUGACGAACAAUUCAAAGAUUGGGCAACUUGCGAAAGAUACCUUCGAACCGGAACAAUGUUACCGGAAGGAUGGAAGGAAAUCUUGGCACCAUAUGAUGCCAUUUACUUUGGUGCAGUCGGUAUGCCGAGCCUCGUCCCGGAUCACGUUUCACUGUGGGGAUCCCUCAUUCAAUUCCGCCGAGAGUUCGAUCAAUACAUCUCACUUCGACCUUGUCGUCUCAUGCCUGGUAUCGCCUGUCCAUUGGCAAACAAGAAAGUGGGAGAUAUCGACUUUUGGGUAGUUAGAGAGAACACUGAGGGGGAAUACUCUUCGAUUGGGGGUAAAAUGUUCCCUGGCACGGACAGAGAAGUCGUAAUUCAAGAGACCGUAAUGAGUAGAAUUGGUGUAGAUCGUGUUCUCAAAUACGCUUUCGAUCUCGCACAAUCCCGGCCUAAAAAACACCUCACCUCAGCGACUAAAUCGAACGGCAUCAGUAUCACGAUGCCAUAUUGGGACGAUCGAUGCGCGGAGAUGGCGAAAGGAUAUCAAGAUGUUUCAGUGGACAAAUACCACAUCGACAUUCUCACCGCCUGGUUCGUACUCCGUCCUGAACUUUUCGAUGUUGUGGUAGGUUCCAACCUCUUUGGAGAUAUUCUGUCCGAUCUUGGACCCGCUUGUACUGGUUCUAUAGGCGUUGCUCCUUCUGGCAACAUCAAUCCCGAGGGCACUUGGCCCAGUCUUUUCGAGCCUGUUCACGGCUCUGCUCCUGAUAUCGCCGGAAAGGGUAUCGCCAAUCCUGUAGGAAUGAUUUGGGCUGGUCAGAUGAUGUUGGAACAUUUCGGCCACAAGGAGGCUGCGGAUACCAUGAUGAAAGCUAUAGAAACCGCCUUGGAAACAGGCGGCAGUCAGGUGAUCACACCCGAUCUUGGAGGUACAGGAACUUGCGAAUCAUUAGGCGGUCAUAUCGCCAACCUGAUAUCAAACUUGUGA
Kwoniella shivajii is the source of this 1113-nucleotide messenger RNA. Its product is annotated as tartrate dehydrogenase. The transcript has 2 exons. NCBI's taxonomy places the organism in Eukaryota, Fungi, Basidiomycota, Tremellomycetes, Tremellales, Cryptococcaceae. Bases 1 to 1113 code for a protein of 370 amino acids. The record is from RefSeq and is a predicted model, not a curated record. Gene Ontology annotation, molecular function: magnesium ion binding; oxidoreductase activity, acting on the CH-OH group of donors, NAD or NADP as acceptor; NAD binding.